This is a messenger RNA of Schistosoma curassoni, 597 nucleotides long. The record is from the annotation of a GenBank genome assembly. Lineage: Eukaryota; Metazoa; Platyhelminthes; Trematoda; Strigeidida; Schistosomatidae.
AUGUCCGGUCCCACAAAAUCAGAUGUUAUAAAUUAUAUUAAGUCUAUGAAAAUUGAAAUCAAGUCAUUGUCAGCACGAAUAAAUUAUCUUACACGUUAUGUAGUACAACAGAGGCACCAGCUAAGUUCUGCAUUGAAAAAGAUUGCAUCUCUGGAACAGUCUUCCAAACAUUCGUUGAAUCGAUCAAUAGGUGUAUCUCAUUCACCUCAAUCUAAACGUUCUGUAGGAUGUCAGAUUUUUCCAGGAACAAACCCUCUUGUUUCUGUAUCCCCUGAUGUGAAUGAAGUAUCUUCAAAUAGUGAAUCGUUUGAAGACUUGCAUAAAUCUCUUCAACCACCCGAUAGUAUAAACUUACCAAUAUGUUGUAAUAAACCUCAAAAGCGGUCAAGCCCACUGGCUCAAUCACCUUCAUCCUCAAAUGAAUCUGUAGUUUUGCCGAAAAAGAAAAAGAGACGUUCUUUAAUUAUUCCAGCUCAACUUCGCAAAAUAAAGAAAAUUACUCAAUCCCCACAUUCAUGUCCAAAGACUCCUGAACAAAAUAUCAAUUCUCCUAAAAAGCGACAUCGACGAAGAUCACUAAGGCAUUUAGUGAAAUAA